This is a messenger RNA of Prorocentrum cordatum, 3846 nucleotides long. The record is from the annotation of a GenBank genome assembly. NCBI's taxonomy places the organism in Eukaryota, Dinophyceae, Prorocentrales, Prorocentraceae.
GGCGGCGGGGACGCGUACUCUGGCCAGGGCGACGGCUACUGCGCGCCCGCGGCCAUGGGCAGGCAGCCACCGCCCGUCGAACCCAACACUUCUCAGUCCAUCUACCUCGAUGGCAGGUCGCAGCACGUUGGGGAUGACCCAGCUGGGCAGCCUCAGAGGCGCCGACGCACUCGGCGAGGAGAUCGACACGUCAUCGCCGCCACCUUCAAUGCCAAUCUCUCCUGGGCUCGCGUCGAAGAAUUCAUGGAAGAGGGGAUCGGCCAGCUCAUCAAGAGCGGCGGCGUCCCCGUCAUUGCGGUGCAGGAGCACGCGAAGCCCGCCGAGUGGUUCCACGUUACUGCGGCGGCGCAAGAGCGACGGGGCUGGCGAGUUGUGGGUGCGCCUGCCGUGCGCACGGCAGAGGGCGGCUACUCCGCGGGUGCGGCGCUGGUCACACCGCGCUGCCUGAGCCUCAGCCUGGCGCCAGACCGGCUGUGCUUGGGCAUGACCGAGGUCAAGGGCAUUGGCUGGGUGGCCUUUUUCUCGGUGUACUUGUUCACGGGCAAGCCCGUCACCUGGGCCUUGAACGCGGCCCCGCUGGACACCAUCGUGCACUGGGUCUGCCAGAUGAGGAUCCCCUGGAUGGCCAUGGGUGACUUCAACAAUGAACCGCACGCCAUCCUCGACAGCCCCUGGAACCAGGAGGCCAAGGGCCAAGUUCUGGCCUGGCAAGGGGAAGGAGGCACAUGCAGGUCCAAGGUGGUAAAGCAGGGCGUGGAGGAGUUUAAGGAUCGGGUCAUCGACUUCUUCUGGGUGGAUGCGAGGCUGGCCGUGGUCUUUUGCCCAGUGAAGUCCUUCGAGAACAUGCCCUACAGGCCGCGCAGGCCGACUUGGAUCCGCGCCGACAAGCCUUGGCACGCGUGCCAGAUCCAGGUUCUCAAGGGUCCCAAGCAGUACCCCAUGACUAGGCCGCCACCUGUCAGGCAGCCCGAGAUCCCGCAGGGCUACCCCAAGCUCGACCUGCUCCAAGGCUCGCAGCAGUGCCUGGACCAAUACGAAGGCCGAGGCUUGACUCCCGAGGUGGUGCAGAGACAGCUUCUUCCGAAGCAUGACAGCCCCGUGGCUGAUCGAGGCCCAGCCAGGGCCUGGCGUUGGGCCGCGGGGGAACUGGCCUGGAUAGGCCAACUCGUCUGCUGCGUCUUGCGGGGCCAGUCGGUGCCCAAGGACAAGUCGGAGGCCCCAGCAGGCCAGGCUACCACUUCGGGAGAAGGGCCUCCUCGAUCCUACAACGAGGAGGUCACAGGCCAGCUCAGACGGGCCUGGAGGAAGCUGCUCCAGGCGAGGCACCACUGGGACCAGCUGGAGCCCUGGAGCGCGGGGUUAUUGCCAGCGCUACGCACCCUCGCCGACGUGGAGCCCCACAUCAUCGGCGCGCAGGCCAUCUUCGCGCUGCAGCAGUUCGCCAAGGUGCGGGCCCAGACCUGGGAGCAGCACCUCAUGCGGCAGCGCUCCAAGCGGUUCUACGAGCGCCUGGGCGCGAAGUUCCCAGGCUCAGGGGGCUACUUGCACCGCAUCUGCCACUGGAAGCAGGCGUGGAAGGAGCCCAUCUCGUCGGCCAAGAAGCUGAAGCUGCCAGCGGACCCGCAGCUCGCGGUCAAUCAGGAGGCGCAGGAGUGGGCUAGCAUUUGGCGCGCUGGGUCAGGUGACUACACCAAGUUGUGGCAGGACACUCAGGUCCAGACCCAACGGAUGGCCCACGCGCAGGAGCUGCCCAUCAUCGACGCAAUCCAGGUGCGCACCAUAUGUCGCAGUUACAAAUGGAAGACUGGGCUCGGGCUUGACGGCUGGCACUUCGGGCACCUGGCCUGGCUCAGUGACGAGGCUUUGACCAGCCUCGGGGACAUCCUCAUGUUGUGCGAGCGGCUCUGCUCGUGGCCCACGGCCAUGCGCAUGCUCAUCCUUUUCCUGGUCGCCAAGGAAGACGGCGGCGGCAGGCCCAUCACCCUUUUUCCCACGCCAGUGCGCAUCUGUGAGGCUGUUCGUGAUCCCUUGAUUCGGCGGUGGGGGCGGGCCCACGUGAGGCCCUACGACUGGGCAUCACCAGGGCGCAGCAGUGAGCAUGCUGUUUGGAGAGCGAUGUUGGAUGACGAGGCCUUGGAAGGUACCUGUUUUGCGUCCCUCACCGCCUUGAUGGAUUUGGAGAAGGCUUAUGAAUAUGUAGCGCUCAACUUGAUUUGGAUUCUCGGCAUGGUGCAGCAAGCGCCCAUGAGUGUCUUGGCCCUUUCUCUGGAGUCGUACGCCUUCCCUCGGGCGGUCCGAAAGGGCCAGGCCGUCGCCGACGCCAUUUGUACCUACGUGGGGUUGCCCGCGGGGUCGAAGUGUGCCAAUCGCUUCCUGAAGAUUGUGCUGUAUCCGAUCCUGGACGUCGUGGCCCGAUGGCCAGGGGCCAAGCUGGAGAUCACGAAGUUUGUGGACGACUUAGCCCUGCGGAUGGUGGGCAGGAGCGCACAGCUGAAGGUGAUCUUCCCCGACCUGGCCCGCACCCUCAUACGCCUUUUGGAGUCGCCGCUGCAGCUCAAGGUCUCGAAGGGUGAGGGAGGCAAGUCUAAGUUCGUCUCCAGCGACGGCUCCUUGGCACAGGAGCUGGCACAGCCCAUGGCGGACAUCGGCCUGCAGCACGGUGAGAGCGAGCGCUGGUUGGGCGUGGACUACCAACCCCAGGGCCCCCGGAAGAAGGACACCAGAGCCAGACGGGUCAAGACCGCUCGAGGCCGCUGGCACAAGGCGGCGGCCCUCAAGCGCCGAGGGGUGAGGGUGCGCCCUGUGGUGCAGCAAGGCCUCAAAGCGUCAGUGGCGUAUGGGGCGACCUGCGCUGGCACUCCUCCUGCCGUCCUCAAGUUCGUCAUGGCCAAGACAGCUGCCGUGCGUGCGGGGGCUGGGACCUUUCGUUCGGGCACGUUGGGCUGGGCGAUCGCGCCGAGGACGGACGGCGCCGAGCAGCUCAGGAUCGCCCCUCUUCGGGCAUGGCUACGCGAGGCCUGGGACCAGCCCGAGAGACGGAAGGAGAUGGCCCACGCGUGGGGCCGUCAGUGGCCCAAGGUGCAGCGUGCCCUCACCUAUGGCCCCGCCAAGUUCGACGCCUGGAAGAUGGUGCGGGGGCCAGCGGCUGCCACCAUCCUGACGGUGCACGAGCUGGGAUGGCACAUGGAGGACGCCUGGACCAUCCUCGACGGCGUCCACGACAAGUGGGACAUCCGCGAGGUCGCCCCCCUCGAGAUCUUGCGAUCUGCAGAGAGGGCGGUCGCAAAGAAGAAGCUCAUGGACUGGGCGCUAGCUGAUGAGGAGCGCCAGCCGCUCCGACCCACUCCCUUCCUGUUGCCAGUCAAGCAGCUCAAGCGCUCCAAGACCACGGAGGCCUGGACGAGACACCACAUCAACAGUGCCAGGACGGUCGCGCUAGGAGGUUACCCUGUACAGACGGUGUGCUACGAGCGCGGCCAGGUCACGAGCCCUCUGUGCCCCUCGUGCGGCAAGAAGAAGGGCACAUUGAUGCAUGUGUAUUUUCUCUGUGAUGCAGAUGUGUGCGUCACGAUUCGUGAUGGGCUCACGGAGCCGACUCUCAAGAACAGUUUUCGAGACGUGGUGCAUUUGGGCGAGACGGCCGCCACGAAGGAGGAGCAGGGCUGCAGAGGCGGCGACACGCUUUUCUGGAAAUGGGCUCGCGGCCUGACCGCGGACCCCGUGGCUGACUACCAGGUGCCCACGCCGCCGGACGAGCACCAGUGGGGCGAUCCUGACGGCGAGAUGGUGCUGUCGGGCUGGCCCGACGUGGAGGAGGUAUCCACGGGAGGCUUCGCCGCCAAGUGA